AUGGACAUACCCAGUCGUCUAGGCGCGAGGCCGUCGUUGGCAUUGCCUUCGAUUGUCUUUAACGACUCGGAGCAAGACCGAUAUCGAACGUCGAGCAGGUCGAGUUCCUACAAUUCGUCUUCUUCUACUUCCUCGCAUGCCAUUCCUAUGUCCAUAAAAGGUUCGAGAGAACCCGUACCACCGCCAUUACCUCCUCCGAAAGACCUGGCAGAUAUAAGGACAGGAGGAAAUAACGGGCAAGAUCUAGCGUGGCGUUUUGCGAAUUCACAUAGGGAUUCCGGCGGUCUAGGCUCCUCAGUCGCACCAGGGUCGAGUCUCUAUGGAGACAGUAGAAUGGGCAAGAACAACGAGGAGAUUGACCGUCCAACCUAUACAAAAAAUGCAAAGGAAAGCGACCGUCCAAAUUAUUCGCGAAGUACAAGCUCGUCAACAACGAUAAAAUCAAUGCAGCCAGCUGCGGGCGAACAUGGCUCUCCCAGGGAUGAAGGGUACUCCAGCUAUUCCACGGGCAAAGGGUCUUACCGCAGCAAUUUUUAUCCAGAUUUUUCUGGCGGGAGAUCCUUCCAAAGCUCGGUUCACGAUACCUUUCAGACAGACGCCCAGGCAUACGAUAAGUCGUUGUUGCAAAAAUUGGACGCCCGAGGACCGGUUGAUAAAAAAACCCCUCCACGAAACUAUUCCAAAAUGUCAGCUUUCAGCUCUUCUGCAAGCGAUGCAUCACCAACGUCAAGGAUCAACGCCGACCACAGGCAUCCGAGCCAACUAAAACCUUUGUCCCUCCCAAUUUUGUCGGGUCGUCCAGGUCUAGGGUUUGUAGAGAGUCCAGUGGCGUUGGGGAGACAUGGGGAAAAUCCAUUGUCAUUUGCGAAAUCGACUGAACCCCAUUUCCCUCGGUUCGCUUUGCAAACCCAAUUUGAACCCAGAUCCCAUAGUGAUGCUGAUUCCGACCGUUCCCCACAUCCGUAUGUCAGGGGAUCGGGGAGUAGUUCUGCCAUGAGCUUUGGCGACGAUGCUUCAAGUUUCACCAGUCGCUCUAGAGAUAGCUAUGAUCCUCGAAUUUCACCGGAUCAUGACGCACAAUUUCAAAUGGAGGAGACCGGGCUUAGGAGGCUUCGCAUUGAUGAGUAUUCUGGUCGACAAGAACCGUACUCUCCAAGCAGCACAGCAGGACAAAAGCGACGGGCUUCCUCGCCACCCGCGGAAGACGGUCCUUCGCUGCAUACAGUCGGAAGUGCGAGUGAUUUGUUUAGACGUAGAGAAUCUGCAUCACGGCGCUCUCCUACCCCACGCCUACAUUCGGCCGCUGGAUCGGUCUCAUCUGCUGCUUCGGCACCCAGAGCGAACUCAUAUGCUUCAUCGACGUUAUCCAUCACCACGAGCAGUGUGUCGAGUCUAAGUUCAUAUGCAAGAUCUCCAGGUGGGUUGUCACCCGGAGGGUUGGAUUCGUCCGAUUCUUCAUAUGUUCCAUCCUUAAACCCGAGUCCUCGAAGUUGUGGCCCGAGAGUUGGUCAUCAGCGCCAUCCUUCGACAGAGGGAAGACCUCUGUUGUCUUCGCACAAACCAUCUGACAGCCUAGCCACAUCAAAAGCUCACGGCGCACCAAAAAUUCAAGGUAUUUACAUGUGCGAGUGCUGUCCGAAAAAACCAAAGAAAUUUGACUGUCAAGAAGACUUAGACGCACACGAGCAAGAAAAGCAAUACCAAUGUGCAUACUGCAAUAAUCGUUUCAAGAAUAAAAAUGAAGCCGAGCGGCAUCAAAAUUCUUUGCAUCUGCGUCGCCAUUCCUGGUCCUGUGCUGCACUUUCUGGUUAUUCAGCAGCGUUUCAUGAAUCUUCAGCACGGCCAGGUGAAGCCGACACUUGUGGCUAUUGUGGUGAGGAUUUCCCGCGGUCUGGCCUAUCCUCGACUUCGCCGGCUGGGCCCCAGGUUCCUAUUCCCACGGACCGAGAUUGGGAUGUCCGGAUAGGUCAUCUGCAAGAGAUGCACAAAUUCGGAGAGUGUAAUCAUGCGAAAAAGUUCUUCAGAGCCGAUCAUUUCAGGCAACAUUUAAAGCAUAGUCAUGCAGGUACGAGCGGGAAAUGGACAAACAUGUUGGAAAAUUCAUGUAUGAAGGAUGAGCCUCUUCCUGAGCCCAUCCGUGGCCCUGGAGCCACUGGUGGUGGGAGAGUAUCAAGGAUUAACGAGGAAGAAGAACUAUAUGAAUAG
Molecule: messenger RNA, 2205 nt
Organism: Glarea lozoyensis ATCC 20868
Lineage: Eukaryota; Fungi; Ascomycota; Leotiomycetes; Helotiales; Helotiaceae
Product: C2H2 and C2HC zinc finger
Exons: 3
Coding region: 1-2205 (734 amino acids)
Source: RefSeq, a predicted model, not a curated record